Stylophora pistillata is the source of this 737-nucleotide messenger RNA. Its product is annotated as sacsin-like. The record is from RefSeq and is a predicted model, not a curated record. Lineage: Eukaryota; Metazoa; Cnidaria; Anthozoa; Scleractinia; Pocilloporidae.
GGAGGCCCAAUAAGUAGAGGAAAGGAAAACCCGCAGUAUUUUGGAAAAAAAAUCCAAAACUCUCGUAACCCAUCUUCUGAAUGAAGCACCUUUUGAUGAUGUGGUGUAUUUACAACAACUAUCGAUGAUAAAGUUCGUGGCACCUUCAAAAGCCCCAGAAGGUCUUCUUUCUCUUCAUAAGCAAUUCCCAUGUUCAAACGAAGCCCAAUAUGGAAUUAUUCCAUUUGUUCACUUCCAGGGUUCAAUACCAGACAUCCAUGAAAGACUUGCGUGGACGACUGCACACCUUCUACCAUCCUGGGCAGUCCCAGGUGCUCAAAAGCCAAAGCUUAAAGCCCUAGGAGUUCUUCCAAAUCCCUCGCUCUAUCAAGUCAUCAGUCACGUUACCAACCUCACGAAAAAUCUUCUAAAGGACGUUGAUAGAGAAAUGCCACAGCCCAAACGUCCCCUUCUGGUAGCUAUAAUGACUGAGGUGUACACUUUCCUUCAACAUGUAAGUAAAUGCCAGGAAAUGGACUCUCUUGAUUCUUGCUCGCAAGUCUGUCUUGAAAUCGGAAAUCUAUUGUGUGACAACUCUUGUAUUUUGGUUGAAGAUGGCCGCGUAUUUGUCCGUGGAGAUCAACUAGCUUUCCAGCUUAAUGAGCAACUAGCACCGUAUAUGUAUGAAGUUCCUAGAGAAUACGGCCCUUUUGAGCACUUGUUCAAACGCCUAGGAGCUGAAUAGGAAGCCACACCUG